UGGCCGCCGCCUACAGGGCGUGAAAGUACAUGAAGUACAUGAUUACAGCAACGCACCGUUCUCGUCGUUUGCCGAGCAGUGUGGAUUUUACCGCUGGCCGUGUCGUAAAUCUGCUAUAAAGUUGCCAGUAGCGGAUUGAGUGUGUGUGUGGGUGUGACAGCGCCGCCCGCUCACUCGCCAGGAUGUUCGCGAAGCCGUUCCGUGUGAAAUCCAACACGGUGAUGAAAGGGUCUGACAGGAGGAAGCUGCGAGCAGACGUGUCGGCGGCGUUCCCUGCGCUCUCCGGGGACGAUGUGAGCGCCUUGGUGCCAAGUAAGGAAGAGCUGAACGUGGUGAAGGCGUACGCUCACAGAGGAGACGCCGUCACCCUCUACGUCCUCCACAAGAACCCCGUGUUCUUUGAAGUGGAGAAGCACAUCUAUCCCACAGUGUAUACUCUGUGGCGCUACCCAGACACCCUGCCAGCCUUCACAACUUGGCCCACGGUGCUGCAGAAAUUGGCAGGAGGUGCUGAUCUCAUGCUGCCUGGGGUGGUUGUGCCCUCUCAGGGUCUCCCAGAGGUCAAGCAGGGGGACUGCUGUGCCAUUACUGUGGUGAGAAACAGGGCUCCUGUCGCCGUGGGGACUGCGACCAUGUCCACGGGAGAGAUGCAGGGUCUCGGCAUGAAAGGGAGAGGGGUUUCCAUUCUGCACGCGUACAUGGACAGUCUGUGGGCGUUUGGGGACAAGUCAGGACCUCCCUCCAUCCCAGCCCCCCACAGCGAAGAUUGUGCUGAAGAAGAAUGCAGUGGUGAAGGAGAUGUUCCAGAGGAGGCUGCACCCGGUCCAGAUGGGGACUCAACCACAGACACCUGCUGUCCGGAUCUGCAGGAGCUCAGCCUUAACCAGGGGGAGACAGAGCAAGGGGAGGAGCAUGGGAACGAAGACGGCGGGACGGAGGAGGAGAAAUCCCCCCAGGAGCAGAUGGACAUUCUGCUCCUGCAAUGUUUCCUCCAUGCCCUCAAGAGCAAAGUGAAGAAGUCUGAACUCCCACUGCUGACGAGCACCUUCCUACGCAACCACAUGUUCUCCUGCUGUCCUAGUGGGAAGCAGCUGGACAUCAAGAAAUCAAGCUAUAAGAAGCUCUCCAAGUUCCUGCACUCAAUGCAGCAGCAGCACCAUCUGGUUGAGAUAAAGGAGCUGAGCAAAGGAGUGGAGAGCAUCGUGGACGUGGCCUGGAAGCAUCCUGAGCUGCGUUCUUUCUGCCCCCCUGAGGAGAGUGUGUCGGAGGAGGCUCCUGUGGACGGUAGCGGGGACCACGACAGGCCGUACCACCCCCCCGAGAUCACCCCUCUCUACGUGGUCUCUGCCCGGCUGGAGCCACUUUUCCAGGACUCCCAGAAGAGAAAGGGGGCAGUGCUCUCCCCAGAGGAGGUGAGGACCAUCAUCACAGAGUAUGUAAAGAAGAAUGAGCUAGUAGAUGAACACAACAAAAACUUCAUCAACAUCAACCCUGCCCUGUGCGACUGUCUGCUGGAGAAGUCCGAGUACCAGGAGGUGGAGAAACUCAAGUGGGAUGAUCUCUUCACCAGGACAAUGGACAAAAUGCAGCACAGUUACAAGCUGCUGUUCCCAGGCCAGGAGCCCAUCAUCAAGAAGGGUCAGAUCGAACCCAUCAACAUCUCGGUGGCCUCCAGGGGCUCUAACAAGAAGGUGACCCUGAUCAAGAACCUUGAGCUGUAUGGUAUUGACCCUGCAGCAAUGGCCACGACCCUACAGCACCGUGUCCAGGCCAGCACAGUCCUCAACCCUGUGCCGGGAUCUAAAGACAGAGUUUUAGUUCAGAUCCAGGGAAACCAGGUCCAGCAAGUUGGAAGCAUACUGCUAGAUCAGUACCAGAUUCCACGCAAGUACAUCCAAGGACUAGAGAAAGGGCAGAAGCCAGGAAAGAAGAAGUAGGUGCAUACUUCAUUCUGAAGAAAUGUGCAUUAGGGAACAGUGUUGAGCACUGCUGUAGAGAAUAAA
Molecule: messenger RNA, 2003 nt
Organism: Scleropages formosus (Asian bonytongue)
Lineage: Eukaryota; Metazoa; Chordata; Actinopteri; Osteoglossiformes; Osteoglossidae
Gene: eif2d
Product: eukaryotic translation initiation factor 2D
Exons: 15
Coding region: 183-1937 (584 amino acids)
Biological process (GO): translational initiation; formation of translation preinitiation complex
Molecular function (GO): RNA binding; translation initiation factor activity
Source: RefSeq, a predicted model, not a curated record